Messenger RNA from Paramuricea clavata, 783 nucleotides. Lineage: Eukaryota; Metazoa; Cnidaria; Anthozoa; Malacalcyonacea; Plexauridae. The record is from the annotation of a GenBank genome assembly.
AUGGUCAAUGAUUUACAAUGCGGUUCGGGGAGGUCUGGCAAUUGGAAAUUCGUUGAUGAUGUUACUAUCUCUGAGGGAUUAUUAAGGAAUGGGGAACCGUCUGUAAUCCAGUCCGAUUUAACUUCUAUAGCUACAUGGGCAUCUAAUAACCUGAUGAAAUUGAACGCAAAGAAAUGCAAAGAGAUGCAAAUUUGUUUCUUUCGGAACAAACCUGAACUACCACACUUGUGUGUUGAAGACCAGAUCUUUGAAUGUGUAUCGUCGCACAAGGUUCUUGGAUUGAUUAUCCAGGAUGACCUUAAGUGGAACGAACAUAUUUCGAUGAUUGUUACCAAAGCAUCCAAGCGACUGCAUAUCCUACGUGUCCUACGACGGGGAGGGAUUCCACCGCACGACCUUAUCACAAUUUAUUAUGCAUUGAUUAGAUCUACAUUAGAAUAUUGUUGUACAGUAUGGCAUUGUGGUCUACCUAUGUAUCUGUCCGAACAAGUCGAGAAAAUUCAAAAACGUGCACUGAGGAUUAUACUGCCAGGUCGAUCCUACGGUGAAGCGCAAGAAAUGUUGCAGUGUCCUAGGCUGGAUAUACGUCGAGGUGAACUUUGCGAAAAGACGAUGAAAAAUAUUGCAUUGGGCAGUCGUCUUUCUUCCCAUCUAACUCUCACCAGUGAGAACGAACAUGUGUAUAAUUUAAGGAAUUUUAAACAAUUCGCUUCUUUUAAAUGUAGAACUGAUAGAUUUGGUAAUAGUUUUUUCCCUAGCAUGAUUAGUGUUUUAAACAAAUAA